UUUCUCCAAUUUUUAAGGGCAUUAAAAGAUUUAUAAUUUUGCAUAAAGUUUUGACACUUGUCAACAGAAAGGUUGAAAUAGUAAUAGUGCUUUAUCAGUUCUGCCCCAUUAAGUAUAUAUAAGCGUAUAAACAAACAGACACUAAAUCAUGUUGGCAUGUGUUUGGAAGUGUUUACAUAAGAAGGCUUAACUGAACUGUUACUAUUUUCUGCUGUGUUUUUGUCAGAAGGUAUAUAAAUGUUUAUACUCAAUAUGAACAUUUAUGUUGAAAAGCACACUGUAUAUUGAUUAUGUUGUAUUUUACCAAUCAGCAUGUACUUAUCGUACCUAAGGGCAAAACAGGUUUGAUGUGGAAUUUUCUAUUGGCAGAGCAACAUUUGUAAUACUGACUGUAAUGACUCAUAGUUCUUUGAAACCACUGAGUGUGUGUGCAAACAUCAACAUAUCCUUACAUGUUAUACAGUAUUUUUUAAAAAUACUGAAAGGCCUGGAAACAGGGUUUUAAAAAGAACAUUUUAAACUGAAGACAGGAAAGACUUUUCUGAUAUCCCUUCUAUUACAUAAUGACAUAUACUCGUAGUCCCUGUAAUGCUGAACCCAUAAUCUGGCUUUACAUUAGUCAACCACAAUAAACCUUUAGAGCAGGCUAGUCUACAAUCUUGUCCACAGGCCGGUCAUCAUCCCUGAUUUAAAGGUGUUUUAUUAAUGGUCUACCAGGAGAUUUAAACAGAACUUAUAAUUCAUGGAUGGUUAAGUUUGACUUCCACAAGUUUGACUAAGGUGUGCAGCCGCUACAGUAUUACUACUUUACAAACUCAGCACCCUGUUGAUGGAGGUGUGCAUCUCCACAGAUAGCUGACAAUCCAUGUUUUAGUUGUUGCAUGAAUUUGUUUAUAAAAUAUACAGUAUUUUUAAAAUAAUUUAAUAGUAAAUAUGAACAUUUUUGAGAAAUUUGAACAUCUAUCUUUAUUUAAAAUAAAAAUGUGGUGGCAGGAAAAUCAACUAAUGCAGUGGUUCUCAAACUUUUUAUACUCUUUACCACCAGAAAACACAUUGAACUCUCUGAGUGACACUGUGAUGACCAACAUUAGAAUAUAGCAGCAUAGGCCAUCCCUAUUAGCUUCCACCACACAGGAGAGUUGUUUAUAAAUGUUUAGAAAGAUGGUUAUGUUUAAAUGUUGUAUUAUUGUUAUGUGUUUCAGAUUUAUUCCAUUAAAAAUGUUAAUGCGAAAAUAUGAAUUUUCCCCACGUACCACUUUGAAGACCACUCAACUAAUGGAACAAGGCACUAUAUUUUUCUUGCAUUUCCCUGAAGCCAAUCCAUUGUUUCAUGCUCAAACUGUGCUGCAUACACUUACCAUUAUCUCUUAGUUAAAGGCCGUCUAACAAGAGCUGACUGCGUCAUAAAACUGUGUCCACUGUGCUUUAUAUAAUUGAUUACAUCAAUUAAAUCACAAGUGCAGCCCUUUUUCUGCUAACAGUAUUUUGUGCAUAGUGAUCACUAUUAGGGUUAAAGUCAAUGUCAAAGUUUAUUUCUGCAGCGUGUUUCUAUAAAUUUCCCUUCACAUGCCAGAGCACUGAGAAAGGUCGAGGAGCUGAGCAAUGCAUCUUUCGUUCAAUGUCAGUGUUUCUUCAGCUGGUCUUGCUGUUGCACUGGUGACCAGGGAGUGGUGAAAACUGGAGUUUGUACAGGAGUUUGGCCCCUCCCAUUUCUCACUCUCUCUGUCUCUCCUGUUUUGAUGGGGUACACCACUCCUGUUCCUGUGGGCCAAUCACUCUUUAGAUAUUUCCCAUUCUCUCUCUCUCUCUCUCUCUCCCUCUUUUACUCUCUCCUUCUGCCUCUCUCUCACUGUUUCUGCUGUCCUCCUUCACACUGGGUUCAGAUCUCCUGUCCAAAGCAGCAGACAGAGCAGGAUAUGGCAUCCGGGAGAAAGAUGGGCUACAAGUUUCGCAUAGCGGGCGUGUUUCUUCUGCUGUUGGCCAGUAUCGCUGCUCUUGUGGCUGUUGCCAUCAUCCAGGACACAUGGGCUUUCAACGAGUACACCAUAGAGUAUGGCAUUGUGAUUGACUCAGGAUCCUCUCGUUCCAACGUGUACCUGUACGAGUGGCCUGGUGAGAAGCAGAACGAGACAGGAGUAGUGACGGAGACCCUGAACUGCAAAGUGAUGGGGGAAGGAAUAUCAGCGAUGAAAGUUGACCCUGACACUAAGAAAGAUGUUAAGUCAUUGGAGGCAUUUCAAGUCUGCAUGGACAAAGUUCUUAAAAUCAUUCCAUCUGCGAAACACAACACAACAACUCUAUUUCUAGGAGCAACAGCUGGAAUGAGGCUACUACAUGAACAGAAUGAAGCGAGGUCCAAUGAAAUCAUGGAAAGUAUAAGAACAUACCUGAGUUCUCUGCCCUUUAACUUCCAAAAUGCCUCCAUCAUAACUGGUCAAGAAGAAGGACUGUACGGGUGGGUCACUGCCAACUACCUCAAGGGAAACUUAUUAGAGAAAAACCUGUGGAACACGUAUGUACACCCAGAUGGGAGAAAGACAACAGGAUCCAUGGACCUUGGAGGAGCAUCAACGCAGAUCGCCUUUGCCGUCCCAGAAGACCUCAGGGGUCCGGACUACAUGAACGUGAAAAUGUAUGGAUACUCCUACAAUGUCUACACCCACAGUUUUCUCUGCUAUGGUAAAAAUGAGUUGGGGAAGAAGGUUCUGGAGAAAAUAGUUGAGGAUUCAAACAACUUUACAUACAUUGAGAAUCCCUGUUACCCAGAAGGAUUCAACAUCACUAUCGAAGUCUCGGAGAUUUUUGACAGCAAAUGCACCAAUCCCAAACGCCUCUAUAGCCCAGAUCAAACGUUCUUCAUGGUGGGCGGCUCUAAUUCAGACAAGUGCAAGGAGAUCGUGAAGUCUGUGUUUGAUUUCAACACCUGUUCCCACAAACAGUGUUCUUUUAAUGGAGUAGAGCAGCCACCAGUCACCGGAGAGUUUAUGGCAUAUGCUGGAUUCUUUUAUACAGCCAGAGCUCUGUUGUUGAACGGAACAUCAUACCUAGAGCAGUUCAACGCCACAAUAGGGAAUUUCUGUCAUACACACUGGACAGUGGUAAGUCUUCAAGUCAAUAAAUUACUUUCAAAUGUUUUAUGAAUAUUUCAAA
Molecule: messenger RNA, 3150 nt
Organism: Cynoglossus semilaevis (tongue sole)
Lineage: Eukaryota; Metazoa; Chordata; Actinopteri; Pleuronectiformes; Cynoglossidae
Gene: entpd3
Product: ectonucleoside triphosphate diphosphohydrolase 3
Exons: 8
Coding region: 1740-3140 (466 amino acids)
Biological process (GO): nucleoside diphosphate catabolic process
Cellular component (GO): plasma membrane
Molecular function (GO): UDP phosphatase activity; ribonucleoside triphosphate phosphatase activity; GDP phosphatase activity
Source: RefSeq, a predicted model, not a curated record